UGAAAUCUGAGAGCCUUCUGGCUCUGGGUUGUGAUCUUGUUAUACAUCUCUUUCUCUCUCCUCCCUCUCUCUCUCUUACUUUCUCUCUCCUCUCAAUCCCCAAAUGAACUUGUAAAACACUCUUUUCCUGCUUCUGGUUGGUUAAAUUCUUGUGUUUUUUUUUACUGUUGUUGCAUGGGGUUUUGUAGAGGAGAAGAAGUAAAACUAAAACUAAUGAUGAUGGAAGGUAAAGAAAAUGGUUGUUUAGCAGUGAAUUAUCUGUUGUACUGCACCAUUUCAACUGCUUCAAUUCUUCCUUACUUGGAAACUCAACACAACAUCUGAAACACUCAAUAAAGUUGACUAAAGCAUUUAACUCUUUUAUUGAAAAUUAAAAAGGCAUAAACUUUUUAAAGUUUGAGAAUUAUGAAGAGAAUUAGCAGCUCAGAUUCAUUGGGUGCCCUCAUUUCCAUGUGCCCUCCUACAGAUGAGCAUAGCCCAAGGAACAACAUAUACAGCAGAGAUUACCAGUCUAUGUUAGAUGGGUUUGAUGAAGAAGGAUGUAUAGAAGAAACCGGGCACGUACCGGAGAAGAAGAGACGGCUAAGUGUGGAUCAGGUCAAGGCUUUGGAGAGGAACUUUGAGGUUGAGAAUAAGUUGGAACCUGAAAGGAAGGUUAAGCUUGCUCAAGAGCUUGGGUUGCAGCCUAGACAGGUUGCUGUUUGGUUUCAGAACCGUAGGGCUCGGUGGAAGACUAAGCAGUUGGAGAGAGAUUAUGGUGUUCUUAAAGCUAGUUUUGAUAAUCUCAAGCAGAAUUAUGAGUCUCUUCAACAUGACAAGGAUGCACUCCAUAAAGAGAUUAAAGAGUUAAAAUCAAAGCUGAGUGAAGAAAAUGUCUCAGACAGCAAUACACACAUCAAAGAAGAAGCUUUGAUAUUUGAAUCCGACAACGAUCACAACAAGAAAGACGUUGAGCUGAUCACCCCACUCGACACACUGAGUGGCGGCGACGGUGGAUCGGAGGAUGCAAAGCUGCUGAAGGUAAAUAAUGCAUUCCCCGAAUUCAAAGACGGACCAUCAGACAGUGAUUCAAGCGCAAUCUUAAACGAUGACAAUAACAGUAACAGUCCAAAUGCAUCAAACUCUUCAAGCGACGCACUCUUCCACCACCCGCAGCAGCAGCAGCUACUGAUGUCACCAACAUCCUCCUUCAGAUUCAACUGUUCUUCAUCACCUCCGCCUUCAAUCAACUGUUUCGGCUUCGCAGCCGAAACAAGAUCAGACAAUUUAGCCACUCCCCAGAAUCACAACAAUGUAUAUCAUCCCCAAUUCGUGAAGAUUGAAGAACAUAACUUCUUCAGUGGUGAAGAAGCUUGUAACUUCUUCUCUGAAGAACAAGCUCCUUCUCUUCAUUGGUACUGCCCAGAUCAGUGGACUUAAUGAUCCCAAAAUCAAAACCCUUAAACAAACAAAAAAAAAAUGAGAUGAUCAAAUUUGAGGAAUUUCAUGGGUUUUGGGAACAUAACUCAAUAAAAAACAUCCUUCCAAAUUAAUUGUAUAGAGGUUAAGUUCCCAAAGCACUGUGAUUUUUCUUGUUGGAAGCAAGAAAAAUGGAGGGGAAAAGAGGCCAUGUGAGGAGAGAGAAAGAUGACGUCUUUUAGAGGUGGCCGUGUCUUGUAGUAUUACACCGUGCGGCAAAUGAAUGAAUGAUUAGGCAGUAAUUGGGGAGUUUUCUAUGCUGUAAAAACAUGAACAAGAUUAAUAUUAUUAUUACUAAUAUGCACGAACAGGAUAAAUCCUGUAUAAUGCAAAUAAUAAUAUAUGAUGAUGGGGUUUAUAAUCCCCUUUUUCUUGGUCA
Molecule: messenger RNA, 1837 nt
Organism: Chenopodium quinoa (quinoa)
Lineage: Eukaryota; Viridiplantae; Streptophyta; Magnoliopsida; Caryophyllales; Amaranthaceae
Product: homeobox-leucine zipper protein ATHB-16-like
Exons: 3
Coding region: 406-1419 (337 amino acids)
Biological process (GO): positive regulation of DNA-templated transcription
Cellular component (GO): nucleus
Molecular function (GO): DNA-binding transcription factor activity, RNA polymerase II-specific; sequence-specific DNA binding
Source: RefSeq, a predicted model, not a curated record